Molecule: messenger RNA, 4173 nt
Organism: Spea bombifrons (plains spadefoot toad)
Lineage: Eukaryota; Metazoa; Chordata; Amphibia; Anura; Pelobatidae
Gene: WWC1
Product: WW and C2 domain containing 1
Exons: 23
Coding region: 32-3349 (1105 amino acids)
Biological process (GO): negative regulation of organ growth; regulation of hippo signaling; cell migration
Cellular component (GO): cytoplasm
Molecular function (GO): molecular adaptor activity; kinase binding
Source: RefSeq, a predicted model, not a curated record
AACUUUAUGGGGGAGCUGAACCUUUCUGGAGAUGAUAAGGAAGGAGUUACCUCUGCCACAGGGCUGGGAAGAAGCCAGAGAUGUUGAUGGGAAAAUCUAUUACAUUGAUCAUGCCAAUAAGACCACCAGCUGGAUAGACCCCAGGGACAGGUAUACAAAGCCAUUAACCUUUGCGGAUUGUAUUGGUGAUGAGCUGCCUUUGGGAUGGGAAGAGGCUUAUGACCCUCAAGUUGGCGUUUACUACAUUGACCACAACAGUCAAACCACACAGAUAGAGGACCCUCGGGUGCAAUGGCGAAGAGAACAGGAGCGCAUGUUGAAGGACUAUCUGGUACUUGCCCAGGAAGCCCUAGCAGCACAGAAGGAGAUUUACCAAGUCAAGCAACAGAGACUGGAGUUAGCUCAGCAGGAAUACAGGCAGCUGAAUGAUGUUUGGAAACACAAAUUAGGAUCUCAGACGAGCUUGGUGUCUGGCUCCUCAUCAAGCUCCAAGUAUGACCCUGACAUUCUUAAAGCUGAGAUUGCUACUACUAAAUCCAGGGUUAAUAAACUGAAGAGAGAAGUGGUGUACAUGCGGCAAGAACUUCACUAUAAGGAAAAUGGCUACCAAACAUUGAAACAGAUUGAUUCGAAAAUGUCAGGAAACCAUAUUGGCUACAAACUAGAUGAAGCCCAAGCAAUUUUGAAUGAAAUGAAAGCUAUCAAAAAAGCCAUCAGUUCUGGAGAAAAAGAGAAGCGGGAUCUAAUUCAGAGUCUUGCUAGAUUGAAAAAUGGAUUCUGCUUUGACAAAGGAUCUCAGUCAGAUCUGUGGGCCAGCGAUACAUCUUUAGGAGGUUCGAAUACUUCUCUUCCAAGACAGUAUCUCAAUGUUAGCUCGCAGACCGACGUUACAGGGAACCUUGCUGUCAUCAGUAAUAACCACUUGGCUGAGAAGGUCAGAUUACGACUUCGGUAUGAAGAAGCAAAGAGAAGGAUAGCCAACAUAAAGAUACAGCUGUCUAAAUUAGACAGUGAAGCCUGGCCGGGAGUUCUUGAUUCUGAAAGGGAUCGGCUUAUCUUAAUAAAUGAGAAAGAAGAACUCUUAAAGGAAAUGCGGUUUAUUAGUCCCAGAAAGUGGAGCCAGACUGAUGUGGAAAGACUAGAGACAGAAAAGCGGCGACUAGAAGAAGAUUUACAAGCUGCAAGAGACUCCCAAAGCAAAGCACUUACUGAAAGGUUAAAGAUGAACAGUAGAAGGAAUCAACUGGUCAGAGAACUGGAAGAGACAGCAAGAUUAAUUGCAACACUGCACACUCAAUUAAAGAGCCUCUCUGGCAGUACACAGUCACUUUCCUCAGGCAGCAGUCCAGGAUCAUUAGCAUCCAGUAGGGGAUCCCUAGUCACGUCUAGCCAAGACUCCUCAACAUCUGCCAGUUAUACUGACCUCUACCAUGAACAACUGGACCAGUUAGAUUCAGAAUACCAGAACAAAGUUGACUUCUUACUUCAGGAAGGAGCAGUUGGUUAUAGACCUUCUGGUUAUAUCACCACCAUUCAUGAAAAUGAGGUGGUGAAAUCUCAAAGGAUUGAUUCUGCAAACCGUGUUCAGGUUUUGAGGUCCUUAUCUGGAACGCCCAGGUCAAUGACAUCUCUAUCGCCUAGGUCUUCACUGUCGUCCCCUUCUCCGCCUUGUUCACCCCUUGUAACUGACCCAUUUUUAACUGGAGAUGUUUUCCUGAGCCAUGCAAAUGAUGAUGACAUUGACCUUAGCGUGCAUUUUUCCGAACUUGGGCUAACUGCUGGUGAAGAUGGCUACAACUUUGAAUCAGAAGACAAAAGUAAAGGAAAAGGUAUAAACUGCCUUGGUGUUAGCGGUUUAAAAGCAACCUGUGUAUCAUCUGCCAUGUCAGAUGAAUCUGUAGCCGGAGACAGUGGAGUGUACGAGCCUACUGCACAAAGGCUCUCAUUGGAAAAUACAGAAUAUGAUGCCGUGGAUUCUGAGACUGUAGGCACUGCUAAAAUCAAAGUCUGGAUGAAGUAUGAUGAGAAGAAACAUCAGUUUGCCGUAUUUAUUGUGCAGCUGGAGAAUCCUGGUGCUUUACUCUUACAGCAGGACCAGACGGUGUAUGUUCGUGUUGCCAUCCUUCCUUGUUCUGAAAGCACAAGCUGCUUGUUCCGGACAAGAACCCUGGAGCAAUCAGACUGCCUAUUAUACAAUGAAAUGUUUCUGGUGUCUGUAUCUCAUGCGGCUUUACAUCAGAAGACCCUACGAAUUGAUGCGUGCACUCUUCAUUCUAAUCAUCAUGAGGAAUGCUUGGGAGGCGCACAGAUAAGUUUAGCUGAUGUCUGCAGAUCAGGAGAAAAAGAAGUCUGUUGGUACAACCUCCUGAGCUACCGGUACCUGAAGAAACAGAACAGAAAACAUAAGCAGAGCAGUGGUCCCGAAAAGAGCGAUGCUGGGAAUCCGGACACUGUGUGUGCCCUUUUAGAGCAGACUGAGGUUGAACUAGAAGCUGUAGGAAAAGAGUUUGAGGACACCGGAGAGGCUGAAGAAGACAACUGGGAGUAUCAAGACACUUGCCAAGAUGAAGAAGGUGGCAGUGAGACUGAAGAAGGCGACGAGUUAGGUGAAAUCAUUGAAUGUGAAAUAGACGACUCAGCACAAUCAAUCGCACCAUCAGCACCAACAAAGGUAGAUAAAGAGACGAACACGGUUGGACUUGCGCAGCCCUCUACGGUUGUCCGUCCAAAAGACAAGCGGGCAGCUAACCCACUGCAGGCACCGUUCAUGAGAGGCAGUACUAUCAUACGCUCCAAGACCUUUUCUCCUGGGCCACAAAGCCAAUACAUUUGCCGGCUGAACCGCAGUGACAGUGACAGCUCGACACUAUCGAAAAAGCCUCCUUUUGUCCGGAAUGCUAUGGAGAGGCGCAGCAUGAGAGUGAAACGGCCAUCCGUGAAGUCCUCUGGCACAGAGCGUUUAAUUCGCACAUCCCUAGACUUGGAAUUAGAUCUGCAGGCUUCAAGGACGUGGCAUAAUCAGCUAACUCAAGAGAUCUCUGUACUCAGAGAGCUGAAAGAACAGCUAGAGCAAGCAAAACGUCAAGGUGAAAAUGAGCUGCCUCAGCGGGUGAAGGACGAUGACAGAUUUAAGCUUCUACUCAGACAAGUUGAGGAACAGGUACAGAAAAUUGAGCAGAAGUAUGAGAUGCAAGCAGAUAAGAUGUUGAGAUCGGCAGCUAAGGAUGUGCACAGGCUACGAGGGCAAAGCAGCAAAGAGCCUUUGGAAGUACGCUCAUUCAGGGAGAAGAUGGCUUUUUUCACCCGGCCAAGAAUAAACAUCCCAACUCUCGCCGCAGACGAUGUUUAGUAAUCACCAUAAAGUAUUUUUGUGUUUUUCUGUUCUGAGCACCACUGCUAAUGAAAUGCAGUUUGGUGCAGCUGAAGUUAAAAGUUGUGGUGUUAUGAAGGUACAGAGUCUAUUGUUGUUUCUUUUUAUGUUUUUUUUUAUUAUUAAUAUUAUUAUUGGAAAGGUCAUCGGAGCAAUAUGUUAACUUCUCUCCAGCAUUUUCAGAGAUAAAAUACAGACUGUAUUUUUAUUUUGUCUUAUCAUUACUACAAAACCAGCAUUAACUUUCCAUGUUUGUAUAGAUUGUAUAUUUAGGGUUGAAUUUUGUGAAAGAAACCAUUUUAAGAAAAUUGUGUCAUUCUGGCAAUUAAUUGAUGUUUUGUACAGAGCUAAAAUAGAGGGGUUUUACUGCAAUAAAUAAAAUAAUUUAAAAGAUAAAAAAAACCCUCAUUUUUAAAAUAUCGGAAAACUAAAUACCAGGGGAUCACAAUGGAGUCUGCUAUUGCCAUGAACCUUUGAAGCAUUUACAAUUAUUUUGUCUCCAAGAUCAGCAGAAAAUACAGACAUAUUAAAGAAUUAUUUUUUAAUGUGUAAAAGAAUGUCUGUAAGAGUUUUGUACCAAAUGUUCCAAACUUAAGUUCUAACUAACAAAUUGGAAAAUGCACAUUUUUUAUGACACGCUGUGCUACUGAAUUUAUUUUUAGAAGUUCUUAGUACAUUGUGGUACUGAUGUAGAUACAGUUACAAAAAUCACAUCUUAAAUUGGUCUUAGAUUAACUAACAAUACAUGGUUCAGAAAAAAAACAAAAAUCAACUUUUAUAAUAAAAAUCAUUCUUUCUGUUCA